Messenger RNA from Thalassophryne amazonica, 998 nucleotides. RefSeq lists its product as uncharacterized. The record is from RefSeq and is a predicted model, not a curated record. Bases 28 to 549 code for a protein of 173 amino acids. The transcript has 5 exons. Lineage: Eukaryota; Metazoa; Chordata; Actinopteri; Batrachoidiformes; Batrachoididae.
AGUACAGAAACAUCAGGUGUUUGAACCAUGCACCUUCUGGUUCCAUUACUACUUCUGGCUGUUGGAGCCAGUGAGGGCAUGUACUUGCAGAAGCUGGUAUGUCCUCACAAAGCAAGACAGAAGACCCUACCGAGAAUUUGGUGCAGACAGACUUCCAGUCGGUGUUGCACUGGAUUCAUCUUCAGUCCGCAUACACUGUCAGUGGAUGGAGUCAACCUGAGGGUAUCCCAGACCUCUAACUCCUUCACCGUUGCCGUGAAGCAGCCCAGGCAAGGUGAAGGAGUGUACUGGUGUGGACUGCUGAGCAGAAACAACACCAUCAUCAAGCUGGCUGAAGGUUAUUUCUACCACUCCUCUGGAGCUUACAUCUGGAGUUUUGCUCGCUGGGUUGUGGUGCCUGUGCUCCCCAUGGUGAUGAUUUUCACCACCAUCUUCUCCAGAAGAACAUUAAAAUGUAUUCAUCAGAAGAAAGAGGAGCUUUCUGAAGACACAGCUGUGGCCAGCGCUCAGGCUGAUCUGCUGUAUGAAAACACAGUGCUAGAAGUCUGAGAGAAACCAGCACGCUGCUUUCAUUUCAGUAACUUCAGAUUUCUCUUGUAGCAAAAAAACAUGAGGUAAAAAAAAUUUGCAGAUACUCAUUAUGAAGAAAUAAGUUUGCAUUUAUUGGACAAACCAAACAUUUGUAAACUCAGAUAUCAUGUAAAGAUGGAACAUGUCAUGGGAGGUGGGGUGAAGACAUAAAAACAAAACAAAAAAAAACAAAAAACAAAAUGAAGGGUUUCAUUCCAAAAUGUCAUACAUCUACCAUUCAAGGAGGAAAAGAUCCUCGAAAACAUUACCACUGUUAUUGUCCCACGGGGCGUACACAUCAUUUUGGAACAAAACUCUUCAAAUAUAGAUUUCUUUAUAUAUUUUAUACAUUCUUGCUGUACAUUUAAGUCUCAUGCUUCACGUGAAACUGUGCUUUCAGCAUUUAUCCUCAAUCACAAGACAAAAGA